Dracunculus medinensis (Guinea worm) is the source of this 327-nucleotide messenger RNA. Lineage: Eukaryota; Metazoa; Nematoda; Chromadorea; Rhabditida; Dracunculidae. The record is from the annotation of a GenBank genome assembly.
AUGUCUCUUCCUCGUAUGUGUUCAUUACCUUCAAAUAGUGACGUUGAUAAAGAAAAACGACUGACGACAGCUGCAAUGUUUCCCGGUUUACCAUUUAUUGGUUUUCCAACGGUUACAACAACCGGAAAUUCGGUUUUUCCACCAACUAUGGCCACUCCGUUAUCGUUAUUCAAUCCUCAUAUCCAACAUUAUUAUGCUAAUUUUCUUCAUCAACAGCAACUUAUCCAUAAUUUGCAAAAUCAUUCACCACAGUCACAAAUUGAUUUAUCACCAUCAGUUUCCGAUGGACGUACUUCAUCACAUGUCGAAUCACCAGCAAGAAGUUAG